CGUUCGGCAGCGGACAGGCAUGUGGAUGACGCCAGGAGCGCUUCGACUCAUCCCGAGCACCUCAGGACGGUGGUGAACGGGUAGCGCCGAUCGCAGCAGCGUCAAGUGCCGAACGAUUUGGCGCUCAGCCAGCUCGCGCAGUAAGGUUCCCGAUCAGCCGCAGCCAUGCCAUCCACCAAGAAAGGGUCAAAGAAGUCCUCCAAGAAGCAGGGAAGCAGCGUCUUCUCCUCGUUCACGCAGCAGCAGGUAACCGAGUUCAAGGAGGGCUUCUCCAUCAUGGACGCCGACCGCGACGGCCUGCUGAACAAGUCGGACGUCCGAAACGCCUUCGACAUCAUCGGCAAGAUCGUCUCCGAGAAGGACCUGGACGACAUGUUGAACGACGCUCCGGGCCCCAUCAGCUUCACCAUGUUCGUCAACAUGUUCGCCGAGCGUCAGUCGGGCCCCACCGACGACGACGAGACGAUCUUGAAGGCCUUCAAGGCGUUCGACAACGGCGACGGCAAGGUCGACUCUGAGCAGUUCCGCGGCCAGCUGAUGUCGUUUGGCGACAAGAUGACUGGCAAGGAGGUGGACGAGGUGUUUGCCGAGAUGGAGUUUGACGACGACAACAACAUCGAGCUGGAGCCGCUGAUCGAGAUGAUUGUCGGAAAGACGGAAGAGGAAGCGGCGGCCACGCAGGAGGCCGCGCCAGCCGAGUAGACCAAGUGGACCGUUCGGCUGUCACUUCAGCUCCAAUCGCCGCUGGGCGGCUGUGGCGACUCUUCAUGCCGGCCGGGACAUCUUCAAUUCUCCGCUCCUCGGGACGGUUCGGGUCGGAGCAGCGGCGGGCCCGAGGUGCUCCGGGUCCUGCUCUGUGACUCCGUACCCCCGAACCGUACCGCACCGUACCGCUGAGGUACCUCCGAGGAGCGGAGUGCUCGCGUUAGGAGAGGCAGCGUACCCCGCCGGCUCUCACCGGGUCGCCAGUUCCAUUUCGCCGCCCUCUCCGCCCUGUCAUGACCGACUCUCGCCAAAUAAACUGUAAUGACGA
Amphibalanus amphitrite is the source of this 1033-nucleotide messenger RNA. RefSeq names its product myosin regulatory light chain 2-like. Bases 166 to 702 code for a protein of 178 amino acids. NCBI's taxonomy places the organism in Eukaryota, Metazoa, Arthropoda, Thecostraca, Balanomorpha, Balanidae. Gene Ontology annotation, cellular component: cytoplasm; myosin II complex. Gene Ontology annotation, molecular function: calcium ion binding; myosin heavy chain binding. Gene Ontology annotation, biological process: locomotion; post-embryonic development. The record is from RefSeq and is a predicted model, not a curated record. The transcript has 4 exons.